Sporisorium graminicola is the source of this 4704-nucleotide messenger RNA. RefSeq lists its product as uncharacterized. The record is from RefSeq and is a predicted model, not a curated record. The transcript has a single exon. NCBI's taxonomy places the organism in Eukaryota, Fungi, Basidiomycota, Ustilaginomycetes, Ustilaginales, Ustilaginaceae. Gene Ontology annotation, biological process: transmembrane transport. Bases 1 to 4704 code for a protein of 1567 amino acids. Gene Ontology annotation, molecular function: ABC-type transporter activity; ATP hydrolysis activity; ATP binding. Gene Ontology annotation, cellular component: membrane.
AUGGCACACCCGACUUUCUGUCCCAAUGACGGUCAGUUCGGCCCAGUCUCCAAUUGUAGAGCCUUCGACUUUACUAUCCGCUUCCAGAGCAGCAUCUUUCAGUUGUUGCCAAAUGCCAUCUUCCAGGCCAUCGCUGUCGGGACCAUAGGCUACACACUGCUCUCUCGUAGACGUGCCAUUCAGAUUCCCACCACCGACCGCUUGGCUUGCGUCCAGCAUCGCGAUGGCGGAAGCAUCCUACUCGCGCUGCUUCACCUCGCCUUGGUGGUAGCUCUUGUGGCGCUGGCACCUAGCCAUCUACCCGGAGUCACCACGUCCGGCUUUGGCACGCUUAUCAUGCCUGCGCUCGCCCUCGAAACCUUAUCAGCACUCAUCAUCUCGUGUGCCAUGACGUUGCAUCGUCCUGAUCGGCCCACACCCAUCGUCACCCUCAUCAACACCUUCCUCCUGUUCAGCUCGCUUUUCGCUGCGGUGCAGCUUCGAUCCUUCUACUUUGUGCCUGCAGCUCGCACCUCGGCCUUCUUGCCAGUGCUCGCGGCUGAUUUCGGCACGAGGUGGCUACUUUUCAUCACCACCUCGACGAAACCCUUCGAUCCACGCCAAACAGCAGAGCAGCGAGCUAGCUUCAUCUCGCGAAUCUUCUUCUUGUACUUGCUUCCUAACCUCUGGAAGGGCACCAAACAACCCAUCGAACUCAACGAUAUUGAGCCCCUGGCUCCCUCGUACGCCUCGCGAGUUCUCGAAACCAAGCUCUUCCGCGAGUGGCACGCCAGCGCAGGAAACGUCGCUGAUCACAAUUCAUUGAUUGACGACUCUUCGUACCCCGCCGAUGUCAAGGACACAGACAACAUCUCCUUGUCCGAUCUUGUUUCGUUGCACUCGGUGUCUGCGAGUCAGACUACGUUCUUACCGAAGGGUCACCGAAAACCAAUGCUCGUCCGCGCCUCGAUACGGGCAUUUGCUGGCGUACUCUUCUCUCCGUUGCCGUCCAAGGCCCUCUUCACCAUCAUGACGCUGCUGCAACCUUUGUUGGUGCAAGAGACGCUUGACUUCAUCUCCUCAUACUCCUCUGACAAACCCCAGCCGGCAGCAUAUGGCUACGGUCUCAUCGGCGCGUUUGCCCUCGUCUACCUGUUGAUCGCUCUCAGCUCUGGACAUUUCACCUUCAGCAUCUACAAGACGACGUGCAAGCUGCGGGGUGCGCUUGUCUACGCUGUCUACCGCAAGACCCUGGUGCUCUCUGUCGACGCGUUGCAGGAUUCAGACACACCUUCACCGACUGUGAUGCAAAGUGUCGACAUCGAGCGCAUCGUCGGUGGUCUGGAUCCCUUUCACGAGAUCUGGAGUGCGGUCAUCAUCAUCAUCGUUGCUCUCUACCUGCUGUGGCAGCAGAUCGGCGUCGCCUUUGUUGCCACCAUCGUCACUCUGGCCAGCCUGUUUGGCACGAUCCCGUUGAUGACCAAGGACGCGUCUGCCCAUCAAAAGCAAUGGAGCCAGUUGACGGACGAGCGUACGGGUCUAGUCAGCGCCUGCAUCAAGGCCAUCAAAGCCAUCAAACAGUCCGCCCUAGAAGGCUUCCUCAUCACCAAGAUCACCGCGAUCCGCCAACGCGAAGUCAAAGCGCUUGUCAGCUACGUCCAAGACUUGCUCUUCAUCUCGCUGCUCGGCAAUGUUGCUGGCGAUAUCCUCUUGCUGGCCACCAUCACUACGUUUGCUAUCGUGUCUGCGUACCACCAUCAUGCCACCGGCGCGUUCCCAUUCACGACGUCCACCGUGUUCACCUCGAUCACUAUCGUCCGCAUCGUCGAGAGACCCCUCUUCAUCAUCGGCCGUAGGUACGCCAGCGUCAUCUCAGCCGUCACGUCGCUCAAGCGGCUCGAGACAUUCUUGCUGCUGCCGGAACAGGUCUCGGCCGACCACGAUGCAGCUUGGACUGCCAAGGCUGAGGCUGCUGCGACAGCAGCUGCGGUGUUUCAAGGCGCCUCGAUGGCCUGGAAGCAGAACGAGGGCCGCCUAUCGGAAGACAAGCCCACUGGCGAUGCUGGCAGUGCUACUACAGGUCGAGGAAGCCAUGAACGCAAGGGUCCGGUGCUGCACAAUCUGAAUCUUGUCCUGCCCCGCAACGCAGUCAGCGUCGUAGUGGGCGAAGUCGGUGUUGGCAAAACCUCGUUCUUGUGCUCGCUCCUGGGUGAGCUCGCACCAGUUCAGGGUGGGCUGAGCCUUCCAAUCCGUGCAGCUCCCAUCGCAUACGUCAGCCAAGAUCCCUGGACACUGGGCGAGAAGACCAUCAAGGAGAAUAUCGUGUUCUAUCGCACAUUCGACGAGGAGCGCUACCAAAGGGCACUGUCUGCCUGUGGGCUUGUUGUGGAUGUGCAGCAGCUCCCCAAAGGCGACGACACCCUUGCCAAGCAUCUGUCUGGAGGCCAGAAGCAAAGAGUCGCGCUCUGCCGUGCCGUCUACUCGGACGCACCUACCCUGGUCCUCGACGACGUACUCAGUGCCGUUGACGCAUCCACCGCUGCCGGAAUCAACCAGGCCCUCUUCUCGCGUCAGAGCGGCCUGCUGCGUGGCAAGACAAUCAUCAUGGCCACUAACUCUGUCCAGCAGAUGCAGCUAGCCGACCACAUUGUCCAAAUGGGCAGCGGAGGUAUCGCCGAGUUGCUCGCUGGCGAAGCAGCCACAAUUUCCAAGCUUGCUGACAACAUCGACACAAUUCGACGCCGAUCGGCUGAGGAGCGGGACAGCAUCGAUGCCAACGGCGAGUCGUCUACGGCUGUCGAGGUGCGUGCAGCAGCCGCAGCCACAGCCAAGGAGGAAAAGAUGCUCGACAACGACGAAGAGCAGGAGGACGUGAUGACAGGAGGCAUCAACUUCUCCGUCUUCAAGCGCUACUUUAGAGCGGCGGGGUGGGUAGCGUCAAUGUCGUACCCUGUUGCACUCGCCGUUCAGACUGGUUUGGCGAAUGGUCAGCUGCUAUGGCUGCAGGCAUGGGCCAAGCAUGUCUCCGAAGACACGCUGCGAGGGUCUAUCGGGCUGCACGUUGGCAUCCUGGUGCUUCUGGUACUCGGAAGAUUCUUCACGUACGGCGGCUCGCUCAUGGUGUACCUGUACCUGUUUACUCCCAGGAUCUCGCUGCAGCUGCACAGCGACGAAGCCAAGGGCCUUUUGGGAUCGGGCGCCGAUUUCUUCCUCAACCUCAACCCUGGUCGCAUGAUCAAUCGUUUCACGCAGGACAUCUAUUCGCUCGAUUUCCAGAUCGGCGCGUACUACGUCAAUGUGGUCUUCUUUGUCAUCGAGAUGGGUUUUUCGUUGGUGUUGAUGGCGUUACCAGCUCCGUACCUGCUUGGUGUGAUGGUUGCGAUGGCUGCCAUGUACUUUGGGAUCUACAAGCUGUACAGCCCAUCGUCGAGGCAGCUGCGACGAUUGGAGAUGGCAACCAAGUCGACCCUCCAUUCGCAGUUCAAGGAAACGUCGGACCUGCAAGGCUUGUUCACGAUCCGCGCGCUGCAGAUGCAGCCGCAGUUUGCUCUCGCCACGUCUACGCUGUUGGACACGUCACAGCGACCGUACUAUUCGCUGUGGACGGUGCGUGUGUGGCUGCAGACUUGGCUCAAUCUGCUGGGCACGGUGCUCAACACGGCUCUAGUGCUCAUUGCCGUCAGCCUGCGGCACAAGUCGAAUGCGGGUCUGGUCGCCGUGGCCUUGGUUCAGGCCAUCUCGUUGUCGUCGGACCUCAAUGGUCUCAUGUCUGCUUGGACAGAGCUCGAAAUUGGAAUCGUUUCACUCGAGAGGAUCGAGCAGGUGAUCACACUCCCGACGGAUCCCAAGGACGACCAGACGAAGCUCAAGGAGAUGCCGAGAGCAGUUGGGGCAGCCAGCAUGCGUCCCGCGGCCGUCAGUGUCAGUUUUGAGAACGUGACGGUGGGGUACAAUGGGAAGGACGAUCCGAUGUCGCUGCGCAAGGUCAGCUUCUCCCUCAAGCCAGGCGAGAGGUUGGGUAUCUGCGGUCGAUCAGGGAGCGGCAAGAGUACGCUGCUGCUCUCGUUGCUGCGAAUUCUGGAACCGGCUUCCGGAAAGAUCAUGAUUGAUGGAGUCGACACCGCGACGUUGACAGGUGGCUCUGUCCGUCGAAACAUCUCGUACAUCCCGCAGGAGCCGAUGAUUCUGCCUUCGCUUACUGUACGCGAGAACCUGGACCCGGAAAGAGAGCACUCGGACGACGAAGCCUACUGGCAGGUCCUCCGCCGGACGUCGAUGUACGAGACCAUCUCGCAACUUGCUGAGGGGCUUGAUCACGUCCUGGACCUGCAGAGUCUCAGUAUGGGUCAGAAGCAGCUGUUGAACGUCGCGCGGGCGCUGCUCAAGGAACGUGGGCUCUUGGUCAUGGACGAGGCCACCUCGAAUCUGGACUCGGAAACUGACGCGCAGAUUCAGCUCGCUCUUACUGCGGCUGCAUCGAACGAGGAUAGCAUCUCGCGCGUUCAGUCGAAGAGAGCUGUGACGAGCGACGCGUUCGUGCCAGUGCCGGGAAGACCGACGAUGCUGACGAUUGCGCAUAGACUGUCGACGAUUAUGGACUACGACAAGAUCUUGGUAUUGGGGAACGGGGAGGUGUUGGAGUUUGGAAGCCCCGCUGAGUUGUUACGGCUGGAAUCGGGGGAUUUCCGGUCGAUGGUCGAAGAGCAGAACCGCGAGGUUGAUUAG